AGUCACAGCUUACAUACAUAGCUUAAAACUAUUUUUGAAAAGCGAUAAUUCGAUAAUAGUAAAAAAGCCAUCUCUAAGAGGCCAGUGUUGGACAACGUCACUCUGGGCCAACACAUGUCCGCGCCGGCUUCUGAAUUGCGAAUUUGGACAUUGCGAAUUCAUUCAUUUUUGUUGCGAACCGCUGUCACAGAAUGUCGCUGCAAUUCCAAAACGACUGCGGAGAUUCCGUGAAGCAGGCGAUCAUCGAGGAGCUGCAGAACCUCCUCAGCUCGGACACGGGUGUCUUGCAGCAGGCGGAGAAGCGGACGAAGCAGCUGGAGUACACAGAAGGCUAUGGCGUCUACCUGUCCGAGAUCAUCAUGAACCAGGCGCACGAGCUGCCACUGCGCCAGAUCGCGAUCGUGAUGCUCACCCGCUACGUGGAGAACCACUGGACGGAUGACCAGGAGGCGGGCGGCAAGGCCAAAGGGUGUAUGGCCAGCGAGCAGGCGAAGCGCACCAUCCGCAACAUCCUUCCCAACGGACUGUACGACCCGAACUCCAAGAUCCGCUCCUCUGUGGCGCACACCAUCUCCACCAUUGCGGCCACAGACUACCCACACAGUUGGGCCGAACUGUUCGACAUCAUCGUGAAGUGCCUGGGCGGCAACGAGGACUCCAUACACGGAGCCAUGCAGGUCCUGCAGGACUUCACCUACGACGUGGAGCAGAUCAAGGAACUGGGACCGGUGGUCAUACCCGAAGUCUAUCGCAUUUUUGAUUCAGAGCAAAAUUACUCGAUCAAAACCCGCGUGUCGGCAAUCCGUAUUUUGAAGCCCCUGUUCGCAUCCAUUGCCACACUGAUCACCAACAAGGAAGAGCAGAGCACCAUGAUGAGCUCCAUUCUGACCAAUUUUAUGGACAAGCUUAUGCAUUACCUGAGCAUGAAUAGCGGCGCCGGAUCGAGUUUCCUUCUGCGCUCUGAGAUCAUCAAGGUGUUUACCCACUUGGUCAACGAGACGCCCAAGUACAUCCACCCCUUCAUGGACCGCGUUUUGCCUAUCAUCUGGCAGCUGCUCACACAGAUAGCCGAGACCUACGUGAAGGUAUCGGUGAACCAGACCGAGUCGAAUCCUCUGGCCAGCGGCGACAGCGAGGAGGAUGACGAGCAGACCAAUUUCCAAACGCUAAUCAUCCAGAUCCUUGAGUUCAUCAACUGCAUCCUGACUUGCAGCAAACUGCGCAGCUGCAUAAAGAAUGUGCUAGCCGAUCUAAUCUACAUCACGAUCGUGUACAUCCAGCUGAGCGAGGAACAGCUGGAGGACUGGCAGGACGACCCGGAAAAGUUCGUGGACGACGAAGAUGAUGGCGGAGUGGAGCUGACAGUGCGCAUGUGCGGCCGCGAUAUUCUGCUGGCCAUUAAUGACGAGUUUGGGGCCAAGGCCAUUCAGCCAUUGCAAGAGGCUUUGGGCAGGCACUUUAGCGUGGCCGAGGCGGAGAAGGCGGCCAACAAUCCCAACUGGUGGAAGAUUCAGGAGGCCUGCAUGGAUGCCGUGCACAGUUUCCGCGACAUCAUCCUCCUGGGCGACACCACAUUUGACCUACUGAACUAUUUGACCAUAGUUCGGAAUCUGCUUGUGCACCAGGAAUCACCGCCUCUGGUGGGCCGCGCCCUUUGGACACUGAGCACCUACUCCAAGUCGGACCUCUACAAUCCACAGAUGUUGGCCGAGAUACUUGAUGUCACGCUGUGCAGCCUGUCGCCGGAGAAGUCGCACAUCCUGAGGAUCAGUGCUGUACGCACUCUUAACGAGUUUCUACAGGCGAACGAGACGAGCGAGGGGGAGAAGCGCACUUUAUUGGUGUCCAAGCUGCCUGGAUUCUUGGACGGAAUCAUGGCUUUGGUGCCGGGCUGCAAGGCCGCCGUGUUGGCCCUACUAAUGGAGGCCUUGACCAUUAUGGUCAAAUUCGAUGCUGAGUUCGCCUUUGCUGGCCAGGCCAAGAUCACGCCUUUGACCAUUGCCGUAUUCCUUAAAUACACGGAGGAUCCGUUUGUGCUGGAAACGGUCCAGGAUCUCAUCAAAGCGCUGUGUCAGCGCAAAGAGUGUCUCGGACCGCUUCAGGAGAAGUUCAUUCCCACCAUCGUUAGCAUUCUGGGGCUGACAGGAGCGGCUUCCACGGAGAAGCAGGACAUUGCCCUGGACGUUCUCAACACAAUCGUGCGCUACACGGAGCCGCCGCUGAGCAACCCCCUGCUGGAGACGGCCUUUCCCGCCGUGAUCAACUGCGUCUUACACACUGACGACCAUGCCGUUAUGGUUGCCGGCGGCGAAUGCCUGCGCAGCUUCAUCAACGUCUCCCCGGAGCAGAUCUGCAGUUACAAGAACGGCGAGGGCAUCAAUUGCAUCAUGCAAGUGGUGGCCACGGUUCUGCUAAAUCCAAUGAACAGCGAAAUGACGGCCGGCGGUCAAAUUGGACGCCUCGUCAUCACCAUUAUCACCAAGAUGGGCAGCAUGCUCGGCCAGAAUGUGGACAUGCUGCUGAAGGCUGUGAUUAGCAAGAUGCAGAACCUCGAGUGCCUAAAAGUUAUCAUGAAUCUUGUUUUGAUAUUCGCACAUCUGUUCCUCACGCAAAUGGACGCGGUGCUCAAUUUCCUGUCCACUGUUCCCGGACCAAACGGUGAGCCAGCGAUGCAGUUUGUGCUCACCAAUUGGCUUUCACGCCAGAACUCCUUUUUCGGGACCUACGAGCGAAAGGUCACCACAAUGGCUCUCUGCAAGCUGUUUGAGUAUGGAGUGGCCACACAGGACAACCGCUUGACCACAAUAACCUUCAAAGAGUUGGUGGACGACCCCACAGAUACCCGCAGACGUACUCGCUCUGUGGCGGCUGCAACCCAAAAGUGGGUCACCAUUCCGGCGCUCGUCAAGAUCUUCAAGGUGUUGAUCUCUGAGUACCAGCAUUUCCAGGAGGGCAAGACGGACGAGCCGCUUACGGACAGCGAGGAGGAUGGUGAGGAUGGGGAGGAGCCCGGAACUCCGGGCAAGCCGCGCUACAUCUCCGAUCUGUUCGAAUCGGACGAGGACAAUGCCGAGGACGAACAGCAGCUGCAGGAGCUGCUCAAGGAGAUCAACUACCAGGGCGACAUUACCGACAAUCUGCAGAAGUUCCUAACAACCUUCGCGCAGAACGAGCACUUCCCCACUUUCUAUGAACACCUAACCGAGGGCGAACGCCUUAAUUUGCUCACCAAGGUGCAGCAGAAGUAGUUCUCAGCAGGCGAAGAAAUCGCUUAAUUUUUAUAUGUUGUGUUAAUCGUAUUUAUAUGUUGUUGCUGACCCUUGGAUUAAAUACACAUUGCUAUAUUUUCUAAUUAA
Messenger RNA from Drosophila gunungcola (fruit fly), 3356 nucleotides. It is a transcript of the gene Ipo9, whose product is annotated as importin-9. Gene Ontology annotation, biological process: protein import into nucleus. The transcript has 6 exons. Gene Ontology annotation, cellular component: cytosol; nuclear envelope. Lineage: Eukaryota; Metazoa; Arthropoda; Insecta; Diptera; Drosophilidae. Gene Ontology annotation, molecular function: small GTPase binding. The record is from RefSeq and is a predicted model, not a curated record. Bases 192 to 3248 code for a protein of 1018 amino acids.